Molecule: messenger RNA, 401 nt
Organism: Pundamilia nyererei
Lineage: Eukaryota; Metazoa; Chordata; Actinopteri; Cichliformes; Cichlidae
Product: dematin-like
Exons: 3
Coding region: 7-369 (120 amino acids)
Biological process (GO): actin filament bundle assembly; lamellipodium assembly
Cellular component (GO): actin cytoskeleton; plasma membrane
Molecular function (GO): actin filament binding
Source: RefSeq, a predicted model, not a curated record
AACAUCAUGUUUUGUGUGUCUCCUUCAGGAACUGACCAAUCAGUAGUCAGGAUGAUGCCCAAGCAGCUGGCACAGACGUCUCCGGGGAGUGUGUUGUCGCUCAGAGGCACCGGCGUCCCAGGAUCCCCUGCUGCUGCCAUCGUGGCCAGAGUGGAGGACGGGGUUAUCGGCUAUAAGGACUUGGCAGCCUUACCGAGAGACAAAGCCAUCCUGGACAUCGAGAGACCCGAUCUGAUGAUCUACCAGCCGCACUACAGCUACAGUCCUCUGGAGGUGACGUCUCCCUCCAGUCAUAGUUUAGAGAUUCCUGCUGACAGCUACACUGGUGCUCUCUGGACGUCCUGCCUGAUGGGGGCGCUGUUUAGAUGAGGCACCGUGUGGAGCUGUGGCCUGGAAACAUG